AUGAUCAAGGGCCAUCCAUGUAAAGUGGUGAAUGUAUCGACAUCCAAGACGGGUAAACACGGUCAUGCCAAGUGUAACUUUACAGCUUUGGAUAUUUUCACGAACAAGAAGUACGAGGAUAUUGUGCCUUCCACGCACACGACGUCAGUGCCCUUUGUGUCACGUGCCGAGUACACGCUUCUUGACAUUACGGACGAUGACUUUUGCUCGCUCAUGGACGAUUCGGGUGCUACUCGUGAAGAUAUUAAGCUGCCAACCUUUCCAGAAACGUUUGCUGACGAGAUCCGUGCGGAUUUUGAUGAUGGCAAGCAGCUGGUACUUACGGUUCUAAAGGCUUGUGGCACAGAGCAGAUCAUUGCUAAGAAGGAGGACUUGUCCUAA
This is a messenger RNA of Peronospora belbahrii, 381 nucleotides long. The record is from the annotation of a GenBank genome assembly. Lineage: Eukaryota; Oomycota; Peronosporomycetes; Peronosporales; Peronosporaceae.